This is a messenger RNA of Encephalitozoon hellem ATCC 50504, 186 nucleotides long. RefSeq lists its product as uncharacterized. The record is from RefSeq and is a predicted model, not a curated record. The transcript has a single exon. NCBI's taxonomy places the organism in Eukaryota, Fungi, Microsporidia, Unikaryonidae. Bases 1 to 186 code for a protein of 61 amino acids.
AUGAAGGAGAGCGAUAGACAGAUAUUUUUUGACAUCAAUGCCAUCCACAGCUCUACAGAGACAGACGAGUGUGAUGAAAUAUCUGAUAUGUUUGACGAAAAGAUAUUUGGAGACUCCUUUGGAGGGGGAGACUUCCUCAAACUUGAGGAGGAGUUGAAGAAAGUAAGAAACAUCAAGAAACCGUGA